GCCUACUGAGUUGGACUCGCGAGUUUGGAGCUGUUUGUUUUUUCUCGUGCUUACCGAAACAUACUGGAUUUUAACUAUGACUAUCAUUAAGCCAUAUUGUGCGUCGUUUCUCUCUUUUUCACUCGAAUCGGUGAUGCAAAUCUGAUCCAAAAUGAAGUUUGGGAAGAAUAUAUGCAUCCUAAACGUUGGUGGCACCAAGUAUGCUUUCACUAGAGAAGUUAUAAAGGAUUUUCCCCUCCGAAGAGUGAGCAGACUCCACAGCUGUUCCUCUGAAAAAGAGGUCUUGGAGGUAUGUGAUGAUUAUGACCGAGAGAGGAACGAGUUUUUCUUCGACAGGCACUCCGAGGCUUUUGUCUUUAUUAUGCUUUAUGUGCGAUCUGGAAAGCUCAGGUUUGUCCCGCAGAUGUGCGAGCUUUCCUUUUACAACGAGAUGAUCUACUGGGGUUUGGAGAGCUCACAUUUGGAGUUUUGCUGCCAACGACGAUUGGAGGAUAGGAUGACCGACACUUACACGUACUUUUCAGAGGAGGACAUCAAGGCUGAGGUGGAGUCCAGAGGUGAGGAGGAUCAGGUCACCAGGUUCGCCUCCGAGAGAGGUAACGCGCGGUGGCUGGAGAGGAUGCGGAGGACUUUUGAGGAACCAGCUUCCUCUGUCGCUGCGCAGAUCCUGGCAUCAGUGUCAGUGGUUUUUGUCAUCAUGUCUAUGGUCAUCCUCUGCGCGAGUACUCUACCGGACUGGGAUACAGCAAAAAACAAUACAGUGGAAGAACACAGGAUCAUCGAGGCAGUAUGCAUUGGCUGGUUCACUGCCGAAUGCAUAGUGCGCUUCAUUGUCUCACGGGACAAAUGUGAGUUUGUGCGCCGCCCCCUUAACAUUAUUGACUUCCUGGCGAUCACACCUUACUACGUGUCUGUCGCUGUGACAGCGCUAACAGGAGAAAACCCUCAACUACAGCGUGCAGGAGUCACCCUGCGUGUACUACGAAUGAUGCGCAUCUUUUGGCUAAUCAAGCUGGCGCGUCACUUCCUCGGGCUGCAGACGCUUGGGCUGACGCUGCGCAGGUGCUACCGCGAAAUGGUCAUGCUGCUGGUGUUCGUCUGCGUCGCGAUGGCGAUAUUCAGCGCCCUGGCACAGCUGUUGGAGCACGGCCUUGACCUGGAGACUAGCAAUGAGGACUACGCCAGCAUCCCGGCAGCCUGCUGGUGGGUUAUUAUCUCCAUGACGACCGUCGGCUAUGGAGACAUGUACCCCAUCACCAUUCCGGGACGCGUGCUGGGUGGCGUGUGCGUUGUGAGUGGCAUUGUGCUGCUGGCUCUGCCCAUUACCUUUAUCUACCACAGCUUUGUGCAGUGCUACCAUGAACUCAAAUUCCGCUCAGCACGCUGCGUGCGAAGUCUCUCUUCUGAGUUUCUCAACUAACUGUAGCAUAGAUCGUCCUGAGAACCUGCUGGUCUUCAGCGUAGUAACAUCACCUGCUCUUCUGUGCCUUUAUAUUGAACCAAGAUCGGAAAUAUAGCGAAGGAACGCGCUACAUCUGAUGUGGAAAAAUCAGCAUUUAGACUCUCUUUGCGAACCUAUUAUAUCCAAAUAAUAACACAAGUACCUCUGUACUCAAGGAUACAUUCUGGAAUUCAUUGAUUUUAGACAAUACAGGCAUCUGAAGCAAUUUCUGACUUACAGAAUAAGACAAAAGAGACAAAUCCCCAGCUCAAAGCUGGAAAGUGCACAAUAAAGCAUUACAAUCCAAAGGAAAUACUUUAGCCAAUGUUUGUGUUGUAAACCCCUUCCUGUGUGAACGAACAAAACCGAUAGAACAGCAUUUCCCUUGUAUGAAAUGGACAACUGUGGCAUUUGACGACUACAGAUGGCCAGGCUGCCUGGAACGGGCAUCUGGCGGGACCUUGUGUCCUGACAGUGCUCCAGCCUAUAAGGAGCUUACAUGAAUUCUCAUGUUUCCAUGGAGAGGUCCCUCCGACUUGUUAAAUCAUUAAUUCAGCUCCCAAUAAAGUGGUAAAGCAAGAGGAACUAAAGUGAAAGGUUUUAAAAUGGCCAAAUAGCGCAAAUACUGUGAAAAGGCCUGCUCACACUAAGAGCGGUAACUGUCAUAAUAACAAUAAAGAUAAGUCCCCCUGCAGCCACUAAUUUUAUCUCUUAAAACUCCUUUUUAAUAGCAAAAUUAUAAUUUUUCUCCAUGAAAAUUUUAUCUUUAAAUGGCUUGAAUAUAACUCUAAACGCUUAACUCAUUUAGUGUAU
This is a messenger RNA of Sinocyclocheilus rhinocerous, 2254 nucleotides long. Its product is annotated as potassium voltage-gated channel subfamily G member 3-like. NCBI's taxonomy places the organism in Eukaryota, Metazoa, Chordata, Actinopteri, Cypriniformes, Cyprinidae. Gene Ontology annotation, biological process: potassium ion transmembrane transport; protein homooligomerization; action potential. The record is from RefSeq and is a predicted model, not a curated record. Gene Ontology annotation, molecular function: protein binding; delayed rectifier potassium channel activity. Bases 152 to 1420 code for a protein of 422 amino acids. The transcript is spliced from 2 exons. Gene Ontology annotation, cellular component: membrane; voltage-gated potassium channel complex.